Camellia sinensis is the source of this 1406-nucleotide messenger RNA. Its product is annotated as actin-depolymerizing factor 7. Gene Ontology annotation, cellular component: actin cytoskeleton. NCBI's taxonomy places the organism in Eukaryota, Viridiplantae, Streptophyta, Magnoliopsida, Ericales, Theaceae. Gene Ontology annotation, biological process: actin filament depolymerization. Gene Ontology annotation, molecular function: actin binding. The record is from RefSeq and is a predicted model, not a curated record.
CCCCUCAAAAUUCUACCUCUCAUACCCCCAAAAAUCAAGGAUCUGUUUUUCUCUAUUCUACUCCUCCCAUGUCUCUCUUUCAUUCUCUUGGCCCCUUUGCUCCUCCCUCAUCUCUCACAUUUCUCAUUUCACAUUUCUAGCUCCUCCCUCCUUGGUAGUCAACGACAUGGCAAAUGCGGCAUCUGGAAUGGCUGUGGAUGAUGAGUGUAAGCUGAAGUUUUUGGAGCUAAAAGCGAAGAGGAACUACCGAUUCAUAGUGUUCAAGAUCGAGAACCAACAGGUGAUCAUUGAAAAGCUUGGUACUCCUGAACAGAGCUAUGAUGAUUUCACUGCCGUCCUCCCUGCUGAUGAGUGUCGCUAUGCUGUCUUUGAUUUUGACUUCAUAACUAAUGAGAAUAUCCAGAAGAGCAAAAUAUUCUUCAUUGCCUGGUCUCCUGAUACAUCAAGGGUGAGGAACAAGAUGGUGUAUGCUAGUUCCAAGGACAGAUUCAAGAGAGAACUCGACGGCAUUCAAGUUGAACUGCAAGCAACAGAUCCUAGUGAGAUGAGCCUCGACAUCAUAAAAUCGCGAGCCCUCUAAGCUUGCUUUUCUUGUUUUUUCCAAUCCAAAUCUUGCACUUUCAUUUCGGGGAGGCCUUUUUCAAUCCCUUUCUUCUGUAACUUGGUUCAUUUCAAAACUGAACUAAGUGGCAAUGCGAUACCAUAAUGCAUUUUUUUGUCAGCUCAGGUCUUCUUGAGUGGUUUCACUACACAAUUAACCUUCUCUUCUUAUAAGUUAGUUCUAGUCAAAACCAAGUGGAUUUUUAUGUCUUUUUGCAAGUUAUUUUGCAAUCUUCAGGGCUUUUUGAGCCUCAUUCCAAAUGGGUAGUUCAUAGAUAUAGAUUUCACUGAUUUAUUUUGCACAUCUACAAGUUACCAAGUGUAAUGUUCAUAUAUAUAAUGCUUUUUUCUUUUUUGUAAUAUACUAAUUUCUAAGUUUCUUCAAUUUCAAUAGACAUAUGGGCAGAUAAAUGGAUCUUUCCCUUCAUUUUGGGAAAACUAAUAUGAUUUGUGUUUUAUAAAAUAUAAAAACAGACAACAAAAACCAAUAUAAGUGAAUUCUUUUCUUUGUCCAUAUGAAUUGAUUUGAAUGAUUUAAUGCUAUUAUGAUUAAUGUAGAAAAAGAAGAAGAAGAGAGACAAUGUUCUAAAAUAGAAUCCAUGAAAACACAUGGAAGAGAAUAGAUGCAACACUGGCCUUUAUUUUAUUUUUUGUAACAAGGUCUUCUUUUACUAUCAAGUAAUUUCAUGAAUAAACUGAUCAACUGUUUACAAAGAAAUGGGGAUUUUCCAUGCAUGAAACUCUCUUUUCUUUUAGCAUGAAAAAAAAAAACCACCAAAAAAACAAAAACUAAAAAAGGAAAAGAG